UAUUUUCAAAACGAAUCGUUUUGUUUUCCGCCACGUCAUAAUCCCCAAAAUACCAGGCUAUCCCCAGCCCCAUCGUACAGGUUCCAACCCAGGCGGAGAGUUGAAGCGGAACACACCACCGAGGCUUGAGCCUGGAUACCCAUCAGCAUGAGCUUCACAUCGACUCGUUUGGUCCUUCGUUUUGGGUUUUCCUCUGAAGCUGUAUGUACCAGCUUGAAGAGGAAAUCUUCUACUACUACUACUACCAUUCCUAUUCCCGUGGCGCAAAAGUCAAAUGAAGAGCGAUUGGUAGUAGUUGGGGGUGGAGCAGCAGGUGUUUUUGGAGCAAUUAGAGCUAAAACUGUUGCACCCGACCUGAAUGUGGUGGUUAUUGAGCAGGGAAAACCUCUAUCUAAGGUAAGAGUUUCUGGAGGAGGCCGGUGCAAUGUGACCAAUGGGCAUUGUCGCGACAAUAUGAUUUUGGCAGAAAAUUACCCUAGGGGUCAUAAAGAAUUUAGAGGAUCCUUCUUCAACAUGCAUGGACCUGUGGAUACCAUGACCUGGUUUACUAAUCAUGGGGUGGAGCUGAAGGUUGAGGAGGAUGGAAGGGUAUUCCCUGUCAGCAACAGUUCUUCAUCAAUAAUUGAUUGUCUUAUGUCCGAAGCAAAGCGGGCAGGAGUUUCCCUACAGACUGGAAAGGCCGUGAGAACUGCAUCUUCUGUUGAUGGGAAAUUCCUUCUGAGUGUUGAGAACAAUAAACUAAGAUCUGUUGAAUACGUCGAAGCUGAUUAUCUAUUGAUUGCCAGCGGUAAUAGCAGGCAGGGUUAUAGCCUCGCAUCUCAACUUGGUCAUUCAAUUGUAGAUCCAGUGCCAAGUCUAUUUACUUUCAAGACCGAUGAUUUGCAGCUAGAAGAGUUUUCUGGAGUUACAUUCCCAAAGGUAAAGGCAAAGCUGAUAUUAGAAAAUGUUAGAAGAGAUAUGCAACAAUUUACACAGGUUGGCCCCAUGUUAGUCACACACUGGGGACUCAGUGGUCCAGUAAUUCUACGACUAUCUGCUUGGGGUGCUCGUGAACUCUUUAGUUCAGGUUACAGUGGGGUUGUUACUGUGGAUUUUACACCUGAUAUGCAUAUCGAAGAUGUGAAGUCAAUACUCGGUCGACACAAGUCUCAGUUUGCAAAACAGAAGGUUUCCAAUUCAUAUCCUUCAGAAUAUGGCCUUGUGAAGAGAUUCUGGAAAUAUCUGUUGGAUCGUCAGGGUUUAUCUGGAGAAAUGUUAUGGGCUUCUGUUUCAAAUAACUCCUUAAUCUCGAUUGCCUCUCUUUUGAAGCAUUGUAACUUUCAAGUUACCGGGAAGGGUCAAUUUAAGGAUGAAUUUGUCACUGCUGGAGGUGUUCCACUGUCUGAGAUUUCACUUAAUACAAUGGAAAGCAAAAGGCGACCGAGUUUAUUCUUCGCAGGGGAGGUUUUGAACGUUGAUGGUGUAACAGGUGGUUUCAACUUUCAGAAUGCUUGGUCCGGUGGAUACAUUGCAGGAACUAGUAUUGGUGAACGAGUGCAUGGUUCUUAUCGAGAGGGUGCCUAUUCAUGAUAAAUUUCUUAAACAAAAGAUGCCUAUUGGAGGUGCAAAUUUUCCGUACUUCAGUAGCACCUGAUUUUUUUACUUAUUGGAGGAAGAGGUUGGUGGGGUCUUUCUUAUAUAUUUUUUUAGUAAACAAUUUAGUAUCUCGGCCAUAAAAAGGAAUGGGUGCAAUCAGGAAAUAGUUGUUUGUUUGUCCUUUACAUGUUUUUCACUAUGUAAUUUAUGGUUCUCUUCGAGCUCCUUUUGAAAUUUCUUUAAUUUAAAAAGCAAAGUGGUAGAUGGGGAUUUUUGCUAAUUCCCACUAACAAAAAAAAAUUCAAUCUUUUUGUAAAGUGGGUACGGAUCUAUCCAUUAGGGAGGGGGGCGUUGAAAUAACCCGUUUAGAGCCACUCGCUUGCACUUCUAAAGUCCAGAUAAAUAUUAUUGCCAGCUCAAUUAGAUGUUGUUCUCAAUUUUGUUUCUUUGCUUUGCUUUUUCGAAAAUAUGCCAAGUGGCACAAUGUAGAAUUUGUAUGUCAAUUUCGUUAUCAAAUAAAUAAAGUUCAAUUUAGAAUUAUGAUAA
Molecule: messenger RNA, 2121 nt
Organism: Ziziphus jujuba (common jujube)
Lineage: Eukaryota; Viridiplantae; Streptophyta; Magnoliopsida; Rosales; Rhamnaceae
Exons: 16
Coding region: 148-1569 (473 amino acids)
Source: RefSeq, a predicted model, not a curated record